AUGUGGAAUUACCCCUAUGAUAACGGGUAUGAUGUAUACCCUAAUUGCGAAUAUGAUUUGAUAACAAUGAAACCCAAUAUAAAUUCGGGUUAUGAAACUAAUACAUCGGCAGAACAAGGGUUAGGGAAUCCAAUUUCAAACACAUUUAAAGUAGAAUACGGCGUUCAAGAUUUUAAUAAUUGUGCCAAUGAAAUAAUACCACAAAUUAAAUGUAAAGAUGAAGAUUUCAAUGAAUUUGUGAAUAACUUUAAUAACCUUGAUAAUUACGAAACUGAUCUUCCAUUUCCAACCAAGGAGACUAACUAUUCAGAAAAAGAAACUUCUUUGAAUCUGAAUGGAACAGAAUGUAAAUCUAACGAUGAAAAUUCCCCUGAAUCAUUUUCCAACCACACAGAACAAUAUUACAAAUCUUCAAAACUUUCAUCAAACGGAACAGAAAACAAUAAAAAACCUGAUGAGAGUAAUAACACUUGUGAUGUAUUAAAUUCAAACUCUCCAUUUUCUGAAAAUGGAGAUAAUCGGGAACAAGAUUUUAAUCAGGCCAUUCCUAAUUCUCCAUAUAAUUAUGACUCAUAUACAGAAACUCACUACGGUACAUGGGAUAAGUCAAAUGAUAAAAUGAUUGGUUCUAUGAAUGACACAUAUUGUUGGGACUCUAAUAUGUUAAAUAGUGGAUAUUUUAACGGUUUAAAUGGAAUGAAUGUGAUGGGAUAUGACUACAUGGGAUAUAAUGCUAAUAACCCUCCAAAUUUGGAUCAGUAUAAUAUGACUCAAGACCCAUAUACAAUGAACUAUAUGAAAAAUAUGAUGAAUAAUUAUAUUUUCAAUGGUUAUAAUUUGGAAUAUGGUAGCAUUUCGAGUCCAAACGAACCUUUUGUGGAUCCUUACAUAAAAUAUAAUAAUAAAAUGUACAAUAACUUCUCCCCUUAUUAUAAUCAAUUACCUUUGAACUCAAAUUUUAAAAAUUCUAAUUCAGGAUUAGAUGAUUGUAGUACAAAAAAUAAUGUUGUCAACCAAUAUGAUAUGUUGCCUGGCAAUUUCGAAACUGUAAGGAAACCUGAACUAAUAUCUAUAGAUGAUGAUGCGCUCGAGAGCUUUAUAUAUAAUGGAAACAUAAAGAAAAUUGAUAUAUCUAACAUUGAUUUCCUCAAUAUGAGUGACAAAAUAUGGCAGGCUCUCAGGGGCGCUGGUUUGUUUAAACUUGGUAAUAAAGGAAGGGCUAUACUUAAAUCAAAGAUAUCUAAAUAUUUAAAGAUGUAUCCAGAACUUAGAAUGAGGUAUGUGUUAUUGUACAAAAAUUUUUUAGGACUUCACGUAUAUCAGGAGUUCGUAGAGCCACCACACGGCAACUUUUUCAAUUAG
This is a messenger RNA of Theileria annulata, 1362 nucleotides long. RefSeq lists its product as uncharacterized. The coding region runs from base 1 to 1362 and encodes 453 amino acids. NCBI's taxonomy places the organism in Eukaryota, Apicomplexa, Aconoidasida, Piroplasmida, Theileriidae. The record is from RefSeq and is a predicted model, not a curated record. The transcript has 2 exons.